This is a messenger RNA of Bemisia tabaci, 2547 nucleotides long. Lineage: Eukaryota; Metazoa; Arthropoda; Insecta; Hemiptera; Aleyrodidae. The record is from RefSeq and is a predicted model, not a curated record.
CCGAUUAAGCAAUGAUGAUGAUGAUUUUGCUAUGUUAAGGAGGGACGAAGUGGCAGCCAUGUUUCUGCGGCAGCCGCCAUCAUUGUUAGACAGCGGUGUUGAUGUGAGCGCUGCCCAUGGCUGGGAGUCAGAGCAGAACAACUGCACUAUCUUAGCAGAGUGGAAUGCAAAUAGUCAGGACUACACACCAACUGAAGACGAUGAUUUUUUCCAGUUGGGAUUUCGCCCCCAAGAUGAAAUCACCACUGAGCUGUGAUUGGUCGUCUCGAAUCCUUCAUUUUAUUUGUGAAGUGCAAUAUUUUUUUAUCAAAAUUGAGCUGCAUUGGGGAUUAAAAAGAAUCUGUUUUCAUUACAUUUCAUUAUUGUUUAAGUAAUUCUCGGAGCUACCCUUAUCUCUUAGAAAUGAGCUUCUGUAGAAAUUCGAUUAGGUUUUGUCAAUUUAAGAAAUGCCUUGCUUGUGAAGUAUAAACUGAUGACUUAUUAAUGAUUAAGGGUUUUUCAAGAAGAAUUUUAGAGUAUUUUCUUUGGAGACUUGGAGUUUUCUCAUCAUUGGAACGUUCCUCGUUAAUGAAAAAGACUCAAACUCAAAUUUUUCUUCAGAAAAAUUGCUUCAUUGAUGUUACGGAGUAUCAAAAAAUUUUGGCCAGGAACUAUGGUCUGAAUCAAAGCAUGUUUUGCAGUUUUCUCUUCGGAAUUUGGUUUUGAAAAAAGUGCUUGCAACAGUUAGUGAAAAAAAUUAAACCCCAAUUUUGAUAUGAGCUGCUGCAAUCUCAAUUAUCACCUUUAAAUGAAAGAAAAAGAAAAAAAAAUUAAACAGAAUGAUGACAUAUUUCUUAUGGUUUACACACUUAUGCAGUGCAAUUGUCAGUUACUUACUUCAAAAUUAAUUUUUGUAGCAUUUGAUUUGCUUUACCGUUCUAAAUCUAAAUAUUUAAGAAGAAAUGUGCAUAGAAACUCCUCAAUUCAAAACUAGUUUCUUGGUCCAGCAUGAAGAAUUUCAGAGCAAAUAGAAUCUCUAGUCAAAAAGUCUUGAAUCUCAUGUUCACAAAAAUCGUUUGAAAACAGCUUCAUUUUAAGUGAGUAUUCUUUUAUCCUCUAAUUGUACAAUAAAACUAGACCUAGGUCUGAUCUAGAAGUAAAGUAGGUUUCAAGCAAUAGAAGAUCUUUUGGAUAAAUCAGAAUAUCCAAAUUUUCAUACACUUAUUUGUACAAAAUUAGCUUGAGUAGUGAUCCUUUUAAAUUCGCCUCAUAGUCCAGCAAACGAAACAUUUUAAAAAUUAAUUUACGGCUGUAGUCAGGUGUAAUCGAUUCAAAUGGGCCGGAUAGAAUACUUUCUUUAAAUAAUCAAUCUUCAAUCAAUUCUUGGAAAAUCAACUUUAACAUCUUUCAUAGAUGGAUUCUCGAGGUGUUUUUAUUUAUUUAUUUAUUUAUUUCUUUCUUUCUUUCUUCGCAUCUUUUGCCCCUCAUACUUCCUUCCCUCUAUCUGUAAAGAGUGAAGUUGUGUUGCCUCAAUGUAAUUCAACCUGAGUCUUAACCCAAUAAUUAAACUUCCUCUUGCAAUAGUAAGUCUUGGUGCCUACUUUACUUGAACUUAUUUUUCAUGUGAUUUCUGGACAGAGACAGUUAAUUCCAGAAUAUGCUGAAGUUAGAAACUGAUGCCCUUUUGUAUCGUAUAACAUAUCAAAAAUAUCUCUAAACAUCCAAGUCAGUGUUGAAGUGUUAUUGUCUUGAGUAGGUAAGUUGUGUGUUUGUGUGAGUGUGUGUCAGAAUGCACUUGAAUCUUUCGGCUGUACAUAUAAUAGCAAAGAUCUAUGCAAAUCUCAUUUUCAUAUUCUCUAUGUGUGGAGAUUUUUUUCCAAGAACUUAUGUAUCCACAAGCGCAAUGAUUGAUGCUGUCCAUUGUCUCUUUGAAUAGUCCCAUUAAGUAUUACUGAACCUACUUACCUAGUAUCCCAAUAGACUGUGUUAUUUCAACAUAUCACUUGCUUUCCUGGAAGAUUGGAAUGGAACACUAAGCUGUGAUGCCUGCAACUUAUGUUCCUUUUACCAAAAUUUAUUGCAACCACCGGAUUUUUCAUAACCAUACUGAUGUAUUAUUUUUAAGUGCUAUCUAAGAAAAGUACCAGGAAACAAUGCCCGUAUUAAAUGAUUGAACUUUGAACAAAGUGAGGAAGCAUGAAUGUCCAAAGAUGUGGAGGCAGCAUGAAUGACUCCUUGUUUUAUUCUUUGUAAUUACUUACUUUGACUGUCUAAUGAGGCUAUUAGAGAGUGGGCACAGAUUUAAUAAAUGCUGCUCAGCCAAUCUUGAAAUCCCUUUGUAACAUUUUUUUUACCGUCUAAAGAUUGUUGAUAAUGCUUGCCCAAGUUAUUUAUUUCUUGUUAUUUAUUAUUUUAGAAAUUGAGCAUCCAAGUAGUACUUCAUAGAUUGAUGUAAUUCAUUAUUGCAUGAAAACAAUAUUUCUAUUCUCGAAUUAAUUGACUUUGUCAAUGAAUGUUGAAGUGUCGUGUCGGUGCCUUGCCAAAUAAAAAGCGUUCAUCUUUUAGUUA